This is a messenger RNA of Tripterygium wilfordii, 3495 nucleotides long. Its product is annotated as receptor protein-tyrosine kinase CEPR2-like. NCBI's taxonomy places the organism in Eukaryota, Viridiplantae, Streptophyta, Magnoliopsida, Celastrales, Celastraceae. The coding region runs from base 420 to 3290 and encodes 956 amino acids. The transcript has 3 exons. The record is from RefSeq and is a predicted model, not a curated record. Gene Ontology annotation, molecular function: ATP binding; receptor serine/threonine kinase binding; protein kinase activity. Gene Ontology annotation, biological process: protein phosphorylation.
UCUAGCUGGGCAGAACAUCAUCUUCUGUCUAAAACCUCCCCCAAUAUUUCUUUCAUAUUUGUGCUUCUCGGGUCUCUGUAACACCCUCCUCAUCCUCCCUUAUUCCUUACUGGGAAUUUUCUCUUCUUAAUUUCUCUCAAACCAAACAAUCAAACAAACAAACAAACACUUCCUUCUAACUCUCUCCGGAAACCCAUUAUUUUCUCUUCCAGAAUAAUAAAACAGGACCCAUAUUUCCAUUUUGUGUUGAGAGCUUGAGAUUGAAAGAAGAUGUUUGGAGUCUGAGAUUCAGGGGGAUUGUGGUGAGCAGAGCAGAGCAGGGUGAAGUGAAGAUCAAGCUUCAGUCUUGGACACCCAUUUCUCUCUAACUCAAGGUGAAUAUUGGCAAUAAAUUGAAGCAUAAUCUGUGAAAUCAAGAUAUGACCAUUUUGCCCCUGAGCUUUAUCACAAUGUUCAAAACCCAUCACCUUGUUCUUGUUACCUUGUUGUUCUUGAACUGGUUUUCAAAUUUCCCGCCUUCACUUUCCACCACUGUUGAAGAGACUGAGGCACUAUUUGACUUCAAGAACCAGCUGCAAGACCCCUUAAAUGCAUUUGGUUCUUGGAAAGAAUCAGAAUCUCCAUGUAACUUCUUUGGAGUUCUUUGUGAUGAUAAUGGGAAUGUCAUUGCGAUCUCUGUGGUGGAUAAGAAUAUCACCGGAGAGAUUCCUCCAUCGAUACUGGUGUUCAAGAACCUUAGAAUCCUCAAACUUGAUGGAAAUCAUCUGUUUGGAGUCAUUCCAGAUCUUUCCAGCCUGAAAAGCUCCUUGAGGUUUCUCGAUUUGUCUUUGAACCGUUUCAGUGGUCCGUUCCCAAGUUGGGUGGGAAAUCUUACUGGCUUAACACUCCUCUCAAUGGGCCAAAACUAUUUCGAGGAAGGUGAAAUUCCUGAGAGUCUUGGGAACUUGAAGAACUUGACAUAUCUCUUUCUGGCAAAUUGCCAUCUGAGAGGAGAGAUCCCGGAUUUUAUAUUUGACAUGGAGUCCUUGGGGACACUAGAUUUAUCGAGAAACAACAUCUCCGGAGAAUUUCCAAAAGCCAUUGGUAGAUUGAAAAGGCUCACUAAAAUCGAGCUCUUCGUAAACAAGUUGACCGGGGAAAUACCUCCAGAGCUGGGAAGUCUUUCGCUUUUGACGGAUUUCGAUGUAUCCAACAAUCAAAUGUAUGGAAAAUUGCCUGAGGAAAUAGGAAGUUUGCAGUCCUUAAAGGUCUUCGAGAUAUCCAAUAACAACUUUUCUGGUGAAAUCCCUUCUGGGUUUGGCAUUAUGCGUCAUCUUGAUGGGUUCUCAAUUUAUAAAAACAGUUUUUCAGGGGAAUUUCCGGCAAACUUUGGUCGGUUUUCGCCUCUGAAUAGUUUUGACAUAUCAGAGAACAAAUUUUCUGGUCCUUUCCCAAAGUACUUAUGCACAGGAAGAAGGUUACAGUACUUACUGGCUCUGAGCAACAACUUUUCUGGGGAGUUACCGGAUUCUUACACCGAGUGUAAAUCAGUGGAGAGGUUAAGAAUCAGCAACAACCGCAUGUCGGGAGCAAUUCCGGACGGAGUUUGGGCACUGCCACUGGCCAAAAUAGUAGAUUUCAAAGAUAAUGAAUUUACUGGAGGGAUAUCACCUGAUAUUGGGUUAUCUGCCAAGUUGAAUCAGUUGUUUUUGCAGAACAAUCGGUUUUCGGGUAAGCUUCCAUCAGAACUUGGGAGUCUGAAGAACUUACAGGCGCUCUAUUUAAGUCAUAAUGACUUCUCAGGUGAAAUACCUUCUGAAUUUGGUUCUCUAAAGCAGUUGACCUCCCUGCAUUUGGAAGAAAAUUCAUUAACUGGUUCGAUGCCACCUGAACUUGGUGAUUGUGGGAGACUGGUGGAGCUGAAUCUUGCAUCGAAUUCUUUGACUGGGAAAAUCCCACGAACAAUUGUUCAAAUGAACUCUUUGAACUCUCUGAAUCUCUCAAGAAAUAAUCUUACCGGUUUGAUUCCACAAAAGUUAGAAACGUUGAAGCUUAGUUCCAUUGAUUUGUCUGAUAACCAGUUGUCAGGAAGGAUUCCUUCUGAGCUUUUGAGAAUGGGUGGAGAAAGCCCAUUUCUUGGUAAUAAAGAACUGUGCGUUGACCAAAAUUCCAAUGCCCAAACAAACUCUACGAUCGAUGUAUGCGUGGGGGAUCACAGUCAGAGAAGGGCAUACAAAGACAGGCUGGUUCUAUUCUCUAUCUUAGCAUCGGUCUUGGUUGUGGUCUUAGCCUGCUUGAUGCUUGUGAGUUACAAGAAUUUUAAACAUGGUGAAACUGAUAUGGAAAAUGAUGCGGAGGGGACAAAAGGGGUAGAUCCAAAAUGGAAACUUGCCUCUUUCCACCAAUUUGAAAUUGACGAGGACGAACUUUUUCACUUGGAAGACGACAAUUUGAUUGGAUGUGGCGGUACAGGGAAAGUUUAUCGCCUAGAGUUGAAGAAAAAUGGUGGUACCGUGGCUGUAAAGAAACUAUGGAAAGGGGAUAAGGUGAAAGUUCUGGUAUCUGAAAUGGAGAUUUUGGGGAAAAUCAGGCAUCGAAAUAUAUUGAAGCUCUAUGCUUGUUUACUAAAUGGAGGUUCAAGUUUUUUGGUGUUCGAGUACAUGGCAAAUGGUAAUCUGUUCCAAGCCCUUCGCAGACGAAUAAAAGGUGGGCAGCCAGAGUUGGAUUGGUAUCACAGGUAUAAAAUUGCUUUGGGAGCUGCUGAGGGAAUUUCAUAUCUUCACCAUGAUUGCUUACCAGCCAUCAUUCAUAGAGACAUAAAAUCGAGCAAUAUUUUGCUUGACGAGUAUUACGAGCCAAAAAUUGCUGAUUUUGGUGUUGCAAAGCUUGCAGAGAAGUCUCUUGGGGUGUCUGAUAAUACCUUCCUUGCUGGCACUCAUGGCUAUAUUGCUCCUGAACUGGCAUAUACUGUUAAAGUAACCGCAAAGAGUGAUGUGUAUAGCUUUGGUGUGGUUCUACUCGAACUGGUUACGGGCAGAAAACCCAUCGAAGAUGAGUACGGAGAAGGGAAAGAUAUUGUGUAUUGGGUUUUAACUCGUCUCAAUGACCGCAAAAACAUCAUUAAGGUUCUUGACAGUGCUGUGGUGUCUGAAUCCGUUGAAGACGACAUGAUUAAGGUCUUGAAGAUCGCCAUCCUUUGCACCACCAAGCUUCCGACGCUACGACCUUCCAUGAGAGAUGUUGUCAAGAUGCUUGUUGAUGCUGAUCCUUGCACUUUCAAGUCUCCGGACAACAGUUAUUCAAAAAACUGAGAAGGUUCUCAAAUUUUCUUGUCUGGUAUGUAUUUUCAUUACCAGUUGGCUUAUAUUUCUGUAUAAACUUUAUCAGCGAGUGUAGUUAUAUUCCAGGCAACUUGUUUGCAGAAUUUAGUGAUAUGUUGUAAUUUUGACUCUAGAGGCACCAAUCUUUGGUUGCUUUUCUGGUAGAUAUAAAUAAUUUGGUCGUCUUAUAGUCUAA